Molecule: messenger RNA, 1192 nt
Organism: Cladocopium goreaui
Lineage: Eukaryota; Dinophyceae; Suessiales; Symbiodiniaceae
Source: the annotation of a GenBank genome assembly
GGAGACCUAUGGCAUUACACAGCCCUGGUUCGAGCCGUUGGAAACUGUGGUCAAUAUCUUGUUUGGUGCAGAUUAUUUCCUGCAGUUCUACAUCAGCCGCAACAAGUUGGAAUUUUUGUAUUCUCUCAUGGCUUUCGUGGAUGUAGUCACCUUGUUUCCCAUCUUGGUCUUCAACCUCGUGUUUAGCAUCGACAACGAUACCUCGGUGGUGCUGCGCGUCAUCCGCGUCACCAAGCUCUUUCGCAUUUUGCGUUCCUUUCGCUUCUUGCGCAAUCGCCCGGAAGAUGUCAGCAGAGAGGUGUCCAUGAUGGCCUUUGGAAUCUUCUGUUUGAUCUUCACGUCUGCGGGAUUCUAUCAGUUGGUGGAGAACGACAUGAAGGUGGUACAGAACGAACCAGCCAAAGUGCCCUUCCACGAGGCCUUCUACUUCAAUGCCAUUGAAAUCCUGGGACGCCCUCGAAUCGAGCCCUCCACGGUGGGCGCGCAUUUGCUGCUGAUCGUGGUGGUGACUGCGGCUUACAUCAUCAUCCCCUGGCAAGCGGCUUCCAUUCUGAAGGCCUUGCAACGGGAUCCCUGGGCUUUGCGGACGAAGUACAAGCGCAUGAGCGACUCGCACAUUGUCAUCAUGGGACAUGUGGAGUUUCCGGUGCUGAAUCUUCUGCUCUAUGAGGCAUAUCACCCAGAUCGUGGUCCUGCCCGACCCUGCGACAUUGUGAUUUUGUCGUUGCACCCUCCGGACCAUCAGACCAGAGAUCUCUUGGGUCAUCCCGCAUACACCGGGCACGUGCAGUACAUCCAGGGCAGUUCGCAAGUGGAGAAGGACCUGCUGAGGGCCAAGGUUCACGAAGCCAUGGCGGUGCUGGUCUUGGCAUGUAAAUAUCCCGCAGAUCCGCAAUGGGAAGACACCCAGGUGGCCUCCAUUGUGCUGUCUUGCAAGGCCUUCAAAAACGCGCAACUACAUCGGCAAAAGACUUUCGGACAACGGCGGCGCCUGCGUUUGCUCGCACAGGUCUUGUCCCCAGACACGCGCGACCGCAUCGUGUGCAUGCCUGGCUGGGAUCGCCUGCACGACCUCUGUCUGGUGCGCCCGGGCGGGGCACCAUGCUGCGCCACUCACUGGGGACUGUGUAACUGUCUAAGAUGGGUAGAUGGGAGUCAAAAACGUGUAUUUUUUUCCAUCCAAUACCUAUGA